CGUGUCCUUGGACGAUAGCUAACCUGUAUAGUUUAAAAAACCAUGUGCAAAUUGUGGAUUAGUGAUAACCGAGAAUGUUAGUAAACCGAAUACUCAUUUGAUAGAUCGAUGUUUCAAACUUAAAAGUAAUACCUAAUAUAAUAAUUGACGAAAUGUCGUCGUUUAAAAAAUCGUUUGUACAACCAUUUGCUGAAACAUGUGAACCUUACAAGGUAGAAAAUUCAUACUGGAAAAAAUUGACUAGUCCAGUUUUGAUCAAAGAAUUUGGUCCAAUUGAUUAUGUUCACUUUUCAAAAAAGCUACCCUACCAUUUCGCUGUAUCCUGUUCAGCUAGAGUUCAAGUCUAUAAUCCAGUUACUAAAGUUGUUACAAAAAAUCUAAAUAAGUUUAAAGAAGCAGCAUACGGUGCAACAUUUCGCGCAGAUGGACAGUUACUAUGUGCUGGUGGUGAAGAAUCAAUUGUACGCUUGUUCGAAGUCAAUACUAAAUCUAUGCUGAGGCAGUUUAAAGGACAUAAAGCAGCGGUCCACCGUACAUUUUUUACAUAUGAUGGUGUUCACAUUGCAAGCUUCUCAGAUGAUAAAACUGUAUCAUUAUGGGAUAUUGCCAGUCAACAAAUAAGUGGACAUUAUGAAGGAUAUCAUAAUGAUUAUAUCCGGGCUGGAUGUGUUUCUCCAGUUUCUUCAAAUAUUGUUGUGUCUGGUGGUUAUGAUAAAAAAAUCAACAUGUUUGAUUCGAGAACGAAGUCUGUAACUUUUUCAGUAAAUCACGGGGCACCUAUUGAAAGUCUAAUGUUCUUACCUUCUGGCAGUUUACUUGUUUCUGCAGGUGGAACUGAAGUUUGUAUAUGGGAUGUUUUGGCUGGUAAACUAUUAGCAAAACUUACACAAAACCACAAGACUAUCACUGCAUUAUGCUUAGCCAAAAAAGGAUCAGCUAUUGUGACUGCGUCAUUAGACAAACACGUCAAAAUAUAUGAUGUAUCUUCAUUCCAGCUAUCACACGACAUCACAUACCCCAGUGCAGUACUCAGUAUAGAUAUAAGUAGUGAUGAUAGAACUAUUGUAGCAGGUACAGUUGAUGGCAUAGUCAAUAUUACUAAACGUAAGCCAUCAUCAAAACGCAAUGCAGAAAAUAAUAAACGACAAGCUCGAUCUGAAGUUAUUGUUCGCUCUGAUGGAAUUGACUCUAGUGUGCCUUUAAUGCAGGCAGAUCAAAUAGUCAAAUACGAUAGUGCUCUAAGGAAAUUUAACUACAGUCAAGCCCUUGAUAUAGUUUUAUCUCAUACUAUUGCCUUUAAAAAACCUCAUGUCACUGCUUAUGUCUUUGAUGAGCUGUGCAGGAGAAACGGAUUAGUUCAAGCCGUUUCUGGUAGAAAUCAAAAACAAUUAGCCAUUUUACUAAAUUAUUUAGUUAGAUAUAUCGGUGUCAGAAAGUUAUCGAAAACAUUAACACAUGUUGCUUCAACAAUAAUUGAUUGUUAUUGGGAUUCAUUCGAUAAUUGUACACUUGAAGUACGGGCAUUGUUGAUUAAACUUCAAACUGUUGUUGAAAAUGAAAUUUUAUUAACAAAACAAUUCCUGACAAUUGAUAGUUUAGUUAAAAUGUUAGUUAUAAGUUCUGAAAUAUUACCUGAUGGUACUUCUGUGUAACAAGUAUUUUUCAUAUUAAAUAUUUUGCUAUACUGCAGUAUUUUUUUUUACAAAA
Molecule: messenger RNA, 1707 nt
Organism: Adelges cooleyi (spruce gall adelgid)
Lineage: Eukaryota; Metazoa; Arthropoda; Insecta; Hemiptera; Adelgidae
Product: U3 small nucleolar RNA-associated protein 15 homolog
Exons: 9
Coding region: 153-1652 (499 amino acids)
Biological process (GO): rRNA processing; positive regulation of transcription by RNA polymerase I
Cellular component (GO): nucleolus
Molecular function (GO): protein binding
Source: RefSeq, a predicted model, not a curated record